CAGGUGGAGUCCGCAGACGUGGUCGUUCUGAACAAGACCGACCUCGCCAGCGAGGAGCAGCGCAGCGCCACGGCCGCCGUCGUCACUGCCCUCAACGGCAGGGCGGCGAUCAGGGAGACCAGCUUCGGCAAGGUGGCGUUCUCGGAGCUGCUCGCCGCCGCGCCCGCGGAGCCCGCGCUGGACGCCGUGCCAGGCCCGCAGGAUGGCCACGGCCACGGCGAGUCCCAUUCCCACGGCGAGUCCCACGGCCACUCGCACGCUGGGGCGUCGGACUGCCAGGACGGCCACGGCCACGGCGAGUCCCACUCCCACGGCGAGUCCCACGGCCACUCGCACGCUGGGGCGUCGGACUGCCAGGACGCCGACUGCGGCGACGCGUCGCACGGCCACGGCCACGAGUGCAGCGACCCGGGCUGCACCGACGAGUCGCACGGCCACGCGCACUCGCACUCCCACGGAGGGCCCACCACCGCCGCCGAGCGCUUCGGCAUCACCUCUUUCGUCUACGCGGCGCGCAGGCCCUUCAACGCCGAUCGGCUGGCUGAGGCGCUGUCGAAGUGGCCUGUGCCGAAUAAGGACGACCUUGGCGAAAUCUUGUCCUCCGCUUCAGCGGAGCCCGACACCGCGGAGGCGCUCUCCCCGCUGUCGGGGGUGAUCCGGUCCAAGGGCUACUGCUGGAUCGACACGCACCCGUCGAGCAGGAUGUUCUGGAGCCACGCUGGCAAGAACAUGGCCCUCCAGUACGAGGGCGUCUGGUGGGGCGCGAUGCCAGAGGACCACUUGGAGUCCCUGCGGCGGCAGUCCAGCGCGGGCGACUACGAGCGCGCGCGACGCGAGGACUGGGACGACGAGUGGGCGGACCGUCGCCAGGAGAUCGUCUUUAUCGGCCAGCGCCUCGACGAGCCUGGCGUGCGCGCUGUGCUGGACGGAUGCCUGCUGACCGACGACGAAAUCGCAGGCUACCGCGAGGCGCAGGCCAGGGACGAGGAGGCGCUCGCGGAGAGCGGCGCCAUGAUGUACUAGCAGGGGCACUCACGAGCGCUUGAUGUAUACAGCGUGCUGACGGUGAACUUACAAAGGAAGUCAUCUGCGGCCCAGUGUGUGAUGGGUACUUAGCCCUCCGCCACCGGCCGCCGCCCGCCGCCGGCCUGCAGCGCGCGCGCGCGGCGCGCGCGCGGCGCGCGCGCGGCGCGGGGAGCGCGCCGCCCCUCCGCC
Prorocentrum cordatum is the source of this 1215-nucleotide messenger RNA. The record is from the annotation of a GenBank genome assembly. NCBI's taxonomy places the organism in Eukaryota, Dinophyceae, Prorocentrales, Prorocentraceae.